Messenger RNA from Pseudonaja textilis, 5043 nucleotides. RefSeq names its product phospholipid phosphatase 3-like. NCBI's taxonomy places the organism in Eukaryota, Metazoa, Chordata, Lepidosauria, Squamata, Elapidae. The record is from RefSeq and is a predicted model, not a curated record. Gene Ontology annotation, molecular function: phosphatidate phosphatase activity. Gene Ontology annotation, biological process: signal transduction; phospholipid dephosphorylation; phospholipid metabolic process. Gene Ontology annotation, cellular component: plasma membrane.
UCCCACGCAGGCCAAGUGGUGAAGCAAGAAUAUGAGGUUUUGAGAAGGGGAGGGGGAAGAAAGAGUUGAGUAACGUCGGUGAAGAUUGGGACUAUUCUGCGAUUUUAAUGUCCCAGAACUGCCACCUGACUGUGCCUCAUGACAGGGACCGCCCUCGGAUCUGGGCGUGAGGAGCGCGUCUGCUGCCAAAGGCUGGCCGGUGCGGUUUCUCCCAUCCCGGGAACUCUCGGCGGCUCUGGGCACGGGUCGCUUCCGACGAUGGCCCAUAGCGACGAGGGGCAGAGGGUUGGCUCGGGGACCCACCGCGCGCCACCCUGAUCUCUCGUCCUUCGCCCCUCCCUGUUGAUUUCUGCUGCUUCCCAAGAGUUCAGCGGCAGCUCGGCUCGGAAGUAAGCCGAGGGGCUUACGCGCAAGUGCACGUGCGAUCCAAUUCGAUGGUUCUAUGACGUGAAUUGGAUCGCAGCCGCUUCGCGACUUCCUUUCCCGCUCGGACGCUCCGGCAACUCAGCCGAGGAGAAGGGAGGGUAGAGCGGACGCGUCAGGAAGGGAAAGGAAAGAAACCGAGGAAAGACCAGCGGAGACGGAGUUGAGCUGAGCUGAGCCGGGAUUCAGCCCCGCCGGGAAAGAAUCGCCCUCCUCCUUCCCGUCCUAGCUCUGCAGUCGCCAACCCGGAGGCGCGUGGUUUGAAGGAGAAAGCGAAGGCGCCAGGGGCUAAGGAAUUGGAUCCAACUUGAUCCUGCAGAAGGCAAGCUGACCUGAACAGAUCAUGCAAAACAAUCGCGCUGAACUCCUUCAUAAUCAGGCCCUGCAGCCCUUACAGUGGCAGAGAGAUCAUCAUCGAGAGGUCCGAGUGACUGUGCGGAGCUCAGCAAUUCAACCCACUACCUAUGCUCCUCGACGACCAUUGCUGAGGAAGACCUUGGUGGCCGUGGAUAUUGUGUGUUUACUUGUGGCCUCCAUCCCAUUCUUCAUCUGCGAAUUCGGCCUCGUUUCUCCAAUGCGUCGUGGCUUCUUCUGCAAUGACAGUAGCAUCAGCUACCCCCUGCAGCAUCCUGAGACCAUCACCGACACUAUGCUCAUUUCAUCAGGCACCCUCAUCUCCUUCCUAGCAAUCACUGUAGGUGAAAUCUUCCAUGUGCAUCAUCUACCUCAGAGAUCACGCUCUACAAUCCCCAAUCCAUAUGUGACUGCCCUCUAUAAAGAAAUUGGGACCUUCCUUUUUGGCUGCUGUGUGGGUCAGUCACUCACUAACAUGGCAAAAGUUGCUGUAGGUCGCCUCCGGCCACAUUUUCUGGCUGUCUGUCAACCUAAUUUCACUCACAUGGCCUGCUCUGCUGGAUACCUGGAGGACUAUGUUUGCACUAGUAGCCACUCUAAGGAAAAGGAGGCCAGAAAAUCCUUUUACUCUGGCCAUGCCUCCUUUGCUAUGUAUUCCAUGAUGUACUUAGUGUUCUACCUGCAGGCCCGAUUCACCUGGCGAGGCGCUCGACUGCUACGCCCACUGGUCCAAUUUGUGCUACUGAUGCUAGCCCUGUACACCGGACUGACUCGCAUUUCGGACUAUCAACACCAUCCAUCUGAUGUAAUUGUGGGACUGCUGCAAGGAGCACUUGUAGCCUAUUGGGUGGCUUUCUAUAUUUCCAACAUGUUUCACUGCAAGCAGCAGCCUCACUCUGUGCCCUCAAGCAUCUUGGACAGUCCCAGCUCAGACCAUCAGACAGAUUGCUAGGAAAGACUCAAAGACAGGCAGAGACUACUUCUGUUUUAUAUUAGUUGCAGGACCUCAACCAACUGAGCCACUGGCUGGACAUUCACUGCUAUACAAACUGCAUUGGCACAAUGGCACAGUCACAGCCAGCUUGGGGCUCCUUGGAAGCAUUUUAUCACUGUUGUAUCAACAGCCACUAAUACAUCAAUUGCUGGAAACACCAGUAGGAACAGCAAGCGUUGCACUGAAGAUCUCCCCUUCCUCCAAGUGUUAUGUAGGGCAGCCUUGUUUUCAUUGGGAUGGGAAAACAUUAGACCACUCCAUGCUUCUUCUUGAGCCUCUCUCCUUCUGGAAAAUACCAUAUCCACAUUGUUGUUCCUCUUGGACUUUCCUUCGGAACACAAAAAUUCACUUUUUACAAACCGGUAUUAUUCAGGAAAACUCGCCCUUCCUCUUCACUGAUAUUGAGAUGAUCUCAUCCCUGAAGUAUUAUGCAGUCAGAUGAUGUUGCUUGGAGAAGGAUGACAAUUGUGGAAUAUUUAGUACCUGUGUUGUUUUAAUGGGGCAUUUCUACUGCUUUGAAAAUCAGUUGAGUGUCUUGCAGAAACAUACUGCUAUCGAGAAGGCAUUAAUCACAAUUCUGAAAAUAUAGGAUGGGAAGAAAGUACCUAACAACCUAGCUGUUUUAGGCAUCUUCCAGUUAUAUUGGGAUAAGACCUCCCAACUGUGUGGUCAAAUUUUAAAAAUUCAACGCGUUACUGACCUAACCUAACCUAUCUCCAGGGUGCUAGAUUGCAGAAAACUGGUGUAGAAAAAGUCAUGAAAGACCUUCCUCUCUUCUAAACCUGAUCUCUUCCACCCCUUAUAAUGUGAAAGGUGUGUGUGGGUUUUUUUGGUAAUAAAUGGUACUGACGAUCACAUAAUUUAAUGGUUGCAACUGAGUAAAAGUUAGUUUAUAAACCUGAAAUAACCUUUUCUGGACUUCAGAGUAUUCCUGUCAGCCAAGUAUGUGGAGUGCUAAAAAUGAGCAAAUAUUUUUGUUUAAUACUGAUAUAUGCAGGAUUCUGGUAUCUGACACAGGAUAUAUUCCUAACAUACUUAGCUUUCAUUGAAAACAACUUUCUGGUUCUAAAGAUAUAUAUAAUCUCUUUCCAGCCAUGAUUCCCUCUAAUCACACUUUUCUCUGAAAACAGCGGCAGUGCUGGCCAAACAAGACCCUGGGUCUCAGAAGAUAUUUUUAUGAACAGAAUCUUACCAAUUAUUAGCAAUUUCAAUGAAGCAAGCAGGAAAGCAUAGAAGUAGCCUGUGGGCACAAGAGAACAGUGUUUACAGAUUCAGGGAAUCUUUGCACAAGGACUCACAAAUUUAAAGUCCAAAUUUAGAAAAGGAGAAGAAAAAGAAGGAUGGGUUCAUACCUUUGCCUAGCAAUGAUUGAGUAGGCUCACUAAUUAUUAGUAGACAAGGGUGGAUGGCAGAGAAACCAAAAAAUGAUUGGGAGAUAGAAUUGAAAGACUUCAAUGAUGCUUCAACAUUUUGUUGGUGUUAGCUAUUAUAAAAUAAAAUGACUGCUUCAGAGUAAGCAAAAAAAAAGAGGAAACAAUGUUUAUAUCCAUUAAAUUCUUAUUCUGGGUGCCUAUAGUUCGCUUUUGAACUACACUUAAAACUGGGAGAUUAUUACAACCUACCAAAGUACAUUUACAAAAUACCUCUUUAGUUGCACUACUCAACCUCCUUGAAAGUAAGUAUUUUUAGAUGCACUGAAUGCAGUCCAGGUAUGACUGGUUUGCGUCUGCUUGUAUACAUCACAAAAGGGAAAAUGCAUCACCAAACACUCAAAAGAAUCCAGAUUUCUUUAACAGCCACCAAUUUUUGAACUCGGAGGCAUGAGGAAAGGAAGUGCACAAAAAUAUAUUUUUCAUUAAAACAAAUACCCCAAAAUAACCCUUGAAAAAUCUUGGAUCCCCAAUAUUUAUCCUACCAAACUCCACCACUGUUGCUGUUUGUUUGCUUCUAUUUUGAGAAAAUAAACCCUAACCUGCUAUAUAUGUCUACUCAAAAACAAGCACCACUGAUUCCAGUGGAUUACUCAGGAAGGUCCUGUACAAUAUUACCUUGAGCCUGACUCCAAGCAGGCAAAAUAUUACUGGAACCACACAUUGUGGAGGGGAGCAGAGAUUAGUACAACCAUUUUUUAGUGACUGUUCAAAGUUAAAAUUGCACCGAAAGAAGUGACUUGUGACUGUAUUCACAUGUGGCAAAUGUCACAGCAGUCACGUGAUGACAAUCUAGGCGCUUGGCAACUAGUUCAUAUUUACAAGGAUUACAGCAUCCAAGGAUCACAUAAUCACCAUUUGUGACUGUCCAAGCCAGCUUCCAAAAAGCCAAGUCAAUGGAGAAACUGUCAGGGAAGAUCACAGAAAUUUGUUUAAUGAUCAUAGCAAAACAGAUCAUAUAACCUGGUGCAGUUAUGGGUUUGCUUGUUUAAUGAUUGAACACUUAACAAUUUUUCCAGGCCCAUUUGUUCUCAUAAAUUGAGGACUACCUGUAAUUCUUCCCUGUGCAGCCAUUUACCUGGCGGGUAAACACUGGACACUGGAGAAACCCAUGUUGAGAAGGGCUGUUCUUUGCCUACGUGAAAAGGAGAGCAAGGAGAAGCUACUGUGGAACUGCUGAAUGAUGGGACCUUGAGUUAGCCUUGUGUUUCUGUGUACUUAGCUUAAUUAUUGAUCAAGCCCUGAGUGGAAGCAAACUCUGGAACAGAGUAAGGAAGGUGAAGCAAUUCAAGUGGGGAUGCGGAAAAUAUGAAAUGGAAUCACACUUUAUGAUGUGAACCCAUUAAAACAAAUGCAGUCCAGCUGAGGGUCAAUUGGGCCCUAAUUGAAUGUCUGUUUCUUACUUAAUAAACCAGCACAAAGGAAAAGGCGUGUCCAAUCACUGGGAGAUUGUGGUCUGUAACAGAUGGAUUGCAGGUUGUGCUGCCUGAGUUGGAGACCACAGGCUGUUGGAAAAAAGAUUCUGGAGAUAUGUGUAGCCAACAUAUCACAAGAUGCACUGCUAUGGAACUUUGAAAAACAAAUGAAGUCACAGUUCUUGUUUUUUCACUGAUGUGCUUAGUUUGUUAUAGACUUUCUCAUGCUAACUUCUGGACAAAAAUUUGAAUGAGAAACAUUCUGAGUUGAAAAGAGUUUCAGCUUGGACAUAAGCUAUUUAUUCCAGUGUUAAACCAUCUGCUGCCCUCCAAAUAUGAAUUGUAAUUCAAUACUUCAGAUUGAGAGCAGCAAUUCUGCUCUGAAAUUGGAUGUUUCAAAAUAUACUCAAUGUUUUCAAGCCUCAGA